GCGAGGAGGGUGGGGGCGGCGGCCCGUUCUGUCUUGUCUUUCAGCCCGAAGUGGUGCUGCUGGCAGAGUGGUGAUAGCUCCCCAUCCCCCUCCGAAUCGCUUACUUCUCACCUACCCCUCCUCCCGAUAAGGCCAGAGCCAAAGGCCCGCGGCUGCUGGAGGAACUGGGAGACCCCGACGGGGCCUAAGGUGCCGGAGCUGCUGGAGGGCCCGAGGCGCAAAGCCCGCCCCUUCGCCCUGCCCCAUCGGCGGGGACCGGCCCAGAGGGCGGGAGUGGGGAGGGGAGUAGAAGGGGGUCCUCCGCGACGGUCCAGUCCCUCCCCUUUCUCCGCCCGACACAAACUGGGAGCCGCCUCUAAGGUCCAGAUCUGUCUUCCCCGCCGCGGAGGACCGGACCCACCGAGGCAAAGCCAUAGGAGAAGACUCCGCCCUUCCAGCCGCCGCGAACUAGAUCCCUUUGGGCCCACUAGGUAGCCAACUGAUGCUAGCUACCGCUCAGGGGCAGUCUAGAAAGGGAAAAAGAGGAACGCAUGCGUACCAAGCCCCUAGUCUUUUCCCGCCUCCGAAAGACUACCCGAGCCGUAGUGGCGCCUGAAAUUAUAGAAAGAAGAAAGAAGUGUUUACCUUAAAAGUUUAGCAGAGCACAGGAAAAAGCAAUGAAAAAAGGAAAUGGCAUUCCAGGAUAAUUCCUAAAUAGUGCCUGGAAUUCAAUUUUAAAAUAACACUAGUCUGAGCAGACUCCCUCCUAAAAAGACUUCUGGGAAGUGUAGUCCUCGUGAAGCUACGAGAGAGUUGUCUUAAGCGACCGAAACUACAUCCUCCAGGAGGAAGCGCGGCGUUGCCUAGGAAGCCGACUGCCUAGCGUUCCAACGGCUCUCAGGAAGUGAGGGCUUGGUGGUGGCGAAGACCUUGAUGAGCUUUGGAAGAUUUCUCUACGCUUCUAUUUGAGAUAAUGAAUGCUGAAUUUAAGCACAGUGUGAUAGGAAGCUAUCGUAAACCUCCAGAUAAAAUAACUAACCCUUCAUUUGCAUAUUGUGGAGCAGUACCUCAAGAUCAACUACCUAAGAAGUUACAACCCCUUUCUACUCCAAACAGCCAUGCUCUUUUAUUGGCUCUGAAAACCCUUCAGGAUAAAAUUCAUCAACUGGAGUUAGAGAGGACACAAGCUGAAGAUAACCUGAAUACUCUUUCCCAAGAAGCUGCAUUGUAUAAAAAAGCUUUGCAGAAUGAAAAUAAUGAACGAGACUUGGCACAUCAGGAACUGAUAAAACAGAGAAAAGAUAUAAGCGCACAGCUCAGUGCUGCCCAGACUCGCUGUUCUAUUCUAGAGAAACAACUGGAACUCACAAAGAAAAUGGUUUUUAAUGCAGAGCAAGAAAAGAUUUUGGCCCUAGAACAUCAACAGCUACAGUGGGAAAAGGGUCAGGAUCAGAUGAAGUUGAAUGCAAAACUUGAAAAACUUGAAGUCUUAGAAAAAGAAUGUGUCAGACUGACAACAACUCAGAAGACAGCUGAGGAAAAAAUUAAACAUUUAGAGCAAAAACUUACUGAGGAAGAACAUCAGCGUAAGCUAAUUCAAGACAGUGCUGCUCAGCUUCAAACUGGACUUGAAAUCAAUAGAAUUUUAAUAUCUUCAGUUCUACCUUCACAACAAACCAAGAAAAAGAAAUCCACAAAGGUAACAGUAUAA
Molecule: messenger RNA, 1690 nt
Organism: Antechinus flavipes (yellow-footed antechinus)
Lineage: Eukaryota; Metazoa; Chordata; Mammalia; Dasyuromorphia; Dasyuridae
Product: centrosomal protein CEP57L1-like
Exons: 7
Coding region: 953-1690 (245 amino acids)
Cellular component (GO): centrosome
Molecular function (GO): gamma-tubulin binding; identical protein binding; microtubule binding
Source: RefSeq, a predicted model, not a curated record